UUUGAUCUUUCCUUCAAAAUAAUGUCAAAGGACGCAACAGAAGCAGAACAGUUAUCCAAACUUCAUCCGAGAGACCAUCCCCAAGCGGCCGACAGGACGUUUUUCUUGGACGCGUCCAGUCAGGGCCUGACCGCGAUCCCGCCGGAGAUCCUGGCGCUGCAGGAACUGGAAGAGCUGCAUCUGGAGAACAACCAGAUUGAGGAGCUGCCCCCCGACAUCCGCCACCUGCAGAACAUCGUGACCCUCUACCUGCACAACAACAAGCUGAGGAGCCUGUGCCCGCAGCUCGGGCUGCUGAGCCGCCUGCAGAGGCUGGACCUGAGCCACAGCAGCAUCCCGGCCGCCGCGCUCCCGGUGCUUAGCCGCCUGCGCGCCCUGCGCGAGCUGAGGCUCUACCACGCCGGCCUGGCCGAGCUGCCCGCCGUCAUCUGCAAGAACCUGCACCACCUGGAGCUGCUGGGCCUCACCGGUAACCACCUGCGGCUCCUGCCCAAGGAGGUGGUGAACCUCACCAAGCUGCGGGAGAUCUACCUGGGCCAGAACCAGUUCAACGCGUUCCCCGCCGAGCUGUGCGUGCUGGACCAGCUGCGCACCAUCGACCUGGACAAGAACAGGGUCGCGGCCAUCCCGGAGGAGGUCGGGCACCUGGCGGCGCUGCACAAGCUUUACGUGGCACACAACAGCCUGCCCUGCCUGCCCGAGGCGCUGGGCCGCUGCGGCGGGAUGUCGGUGCUCGACGUGUCCCACAACCUGCUGCGCGGCAUCCCGCACGGCAUGGCCGAGCUCGCCGAGAUGACCGAGGUCGGGCUGAGCGGGAACCGCCUGGACAAAGUGCCGCACUUGCUGUGCCACUGGUCGUCGCUGCACCUGCUGUACCUGAGCGACGCGGGGCUGCGGCGGCUGCGCGGCUCCUUCCGGCGGCUGGUCAACCUGCGCUUCCUGGACCUCAGCCGCAACCUGCUGGACCACUGCCCGCGCCAGCUCUGCGCGCUGCGGAAGCUGGAGGUCCUGUCUCUGGACGACAACAGGAUCGGGCAGCUGCCUUCAGAGUUGUGCUCACUCUCAAAGCUGAAGAUCCUUGGACUAACAGGAAAUGAGUUCGUUUCCUUUCCAGAGGAAGUCUUUUCUUUAGAAUCUUUAGAAAAAUUAUACAUUGGGCAAGACCAGGGAUCCAAGCUUACCUAUGUGCCAGAAAACAUUGGAAAACUGCAGAGUCUUAAAGAGCUAUACAUAGAGAACAAUUAUCUGGAGACCCUGCCUGCAGCCUUGGGGUCAAUGCCUCACCUGGAAGUUCUCGAUUGCCGGCACAAUUUGCUUAAGGUGCUCCCAGAUGCCAUUUGCCACGCACAAGCUUUGAGAGAAUUUCUGCUAGAUGACAACCUGCUCACCCAUCUUCCAGAGGAUCUGGAUUUCCUGGUGAACCUCAAAGUUCUGACACUCUCAGAGAACCCUAUGGAAGAACCCCCCAAAGACGUGUGUGCUCAAGGCACGGAGGCCGUGUGGGAUUACCUCAAGGAGAGCAGAAUACUGAAAAUUCAGACGAUAAAGGUUCAGGCCUGGUGGCGCGGAAUGAUGGUGCGGAAAGGAUUCGGGAGAUUUGAAGAACUCCUGAAAGCACGAAAGAAAGGCAAGAUCUCUCCAAAAGAUAAGAAAGUAAAGUGA
Messenger RNA from Otolemur garnettii (small-eared galago), 1662 nucleotides. It is a transcript of the gene LRRIQ4, whose product is annotated as leucine rich repeats and IQ motif containing 4. Gene Ontology annotation, molecular function: protein binding. The annotation marks the transcript as partial. NCBI's taxonomy places the organism in Eukaryota, Metazoa, Chordata, Mammalia, Primates, Galagidae. The record is from RefSeq and is a predicted model, not a curated record. The transcript is spliced from 6 exons.